GAGCGGGGAGGAGAAUCCUCUCUUUCUCUCUCUAUCGCUCGGAGUAGUAGUUAGCUCACAUUAUGAAUUGAAUCAAGAAAAUUUUCGAUUCUUCUUCUUGUUAAACGCACCAAUCUUCAAUUGUUCAUCAAAAUGUAUUAUUAUUAGCACACGGAAAAGCAGAAUCUGGUGAGAAACAACAAGCUAAGCUCCGCCCCAAAUGGAAGAGGGAACUCAAAUUCUGGAGAUCAACUUGAUCUCUGCUCAAUCCCUCAAAACCCCAGUCGCUAACUUGCGCCGUAUGCAAACUUAUGCCAUACUCUGGGUUGAUUCAUCAACCAAGCUUCGUACGAAGAUCGAUCAUCUAGGCGGCGAAAACCCUACAUGGAAUGACAAAUUCCUCUUCCGUGUUUCGCCGGAAUUCAUUUCAGGUGAAACCUCCGGUGUCUCUGUUGAAAUCUACGCCGUCGGCUACAUCAAGGAUUUUCUCAUUGGUACUGUGCGUUUACUCAUAAGUAGUUGUCUUAAAGGAAUUGCGAAACAUGGAAUUACUACUGCUACUCCGGCUUUCAAUGCUGUACAAGUUAGGCGACCUUCUGGAAGAUUCCAUGGAGUUUUGAAUAUUGCUGCUGCGGUGUAUAGUAGUUCGGAUUUUUCGUUGUUGAAUGGAUUAUCCGCCAUCUGCUUCGGCGAUUUGAUGGAAGAAAAAGAGAAUGGUAGUCGAUGGCGGCGGCGACGUCUUAGCCGUGGAGGAUCUAAGCGGAGAGAGCCGCCACCAUCAUCAGGCGGCGAAUCUUACGAUUUCUCCGACGGUACUGAUUCGACAACUUCGUCGUCGUCGUCAUCGGCGGUGUCAAUGGCGUUGAAAGAUUGCAACUGUGUACCAACAGUUACAGAAAUGGCGGGAAAGAAAGAUUUGAAAUCAGACGGUGGAGGUUUGCUGUGUGGAUUGAUGUUGCAGAAGAAGAUCCCAUUCUGUCCGUUCGAUCAAAAUUCAUCGUUCUGGACCGAUUCCUUUGAGAAGGAACCAUAAUAAACGGUCCAGAUUCUUCUUAUACAAAUCAACGGUGAUGAUCAACUCAAAAUCAUUUCAGUUGCAAAAAAAUCAAAUCCACCCCUUUGAGUCUCAUUAAUUGCAGAUUUCACCCAUUCAUUUGUUUUUCCAUUGCUAUUUUUUGGUUAAUUUUGAUUAGCAAUUAACAUUUUGUGAUGUAACAUCUUGUUCUUGAUUCUGCAUUGAAUCAAACUGUGGUUUUGUGUUCCUUUAA
Messenger RNA from Solanum pennellii, 1247 nucleotides. RefSeq names its product BON1-associated protein 2. The transcript has a single exon. Gene Ontology annotation, biological process: defense response. NCBI's taxonomy places the organism in Eukaryota, Viridiplantae, Streptophyta, Magnoliopsida, Solanales, Solanaceae. The coding region runs from base 200 to 1012 and encodes 270 amino acids. The record is from RefSeq and is a predicted model, not a curated record.